Molecule: messenger RNA, 2115 nt
Organism: Verticillium dahliae VdLs.17
Lineage: Eukaryota; Fungi; Ascomycota; Sordariomycetes; Glomerellales; Plectosphaerellaceae
Product: heat shock protein Hsp88
Exons: 5
Coding region: 1-2115 (704 amino acids)
Biological process (GO): protein folding
Cellular component (GO): nucleus; cytosol
Molecular function (GO): ATP-dependent protein folding chaperone; ATP binding
Source: RefSeq, a predicted model, not a curated record
AUGUUACCCCUUCACCAAACGGCAACCGCUCGUGUCGAUUUCGGAACCCUCAAGACGGUCAUUGCUGUCGCCCGCAACCGUGGCGUUGACGUUAUUUGCAAUGAGGUCUCCAACCGUGCCACCCCUUCCCUCGUCGGCUUCGGCCCCAAGUCGCGCUACCUCGGCGAGACUGCCAAGACGCAAGAAAUGUCCAACCUCAAGAAUACUGUCGGCUCCCUGAAGCGCCUCGCCGGCCGCAGCUUCAACGACCCCGAUACCCAGAUCGAGCAGACGCACAUCACCGCUCCCCUCGUCGACAUGAACGGCCAGGUCGGCGCCGAGGUCAACUACCUCGGAAAGAAGGAGAAGUUCACCAACACCCAGCUCAUCGGCAUGUACCUGAGCAAGAUCAAGCAGACCACCGCUGCCGAGAUUGCCGGCCUCAAGCUUCUCCGCCUCAUGAACGACACAACCGCUGCCGCUCUCGGCUGGGGUAUCACCAAGCUCGACCUCCCCGCGCCCGAGGAGGCCCCCCGCCGCGUCGCCUUCAUCGACAUUGGCCACAGCAACUACACCUGCUCCAUCAUCGAGUUCAAGAAGGGCGAGCUCGCCGUCAAGGCGACCACCUACGACCGCCACUUUGGCGGCCGCGACUUUGACAAGGCUAUUGUCGACCACCUGCAGAAGGAGUUCAAGGGCAAGUACGGCUGCGACAUCAACACCCACCCCAGGGCCUACGCUCGCACCGUUGCCGCUGCCGAGAAGUGCAAGAAGAUUCUGUCGGCGAACCAGCAGUCCCCUGUCAACGUCGAGUCCCUCAUGAACGACAUUGACGUGUCCGCUAUGAUCACACGUCAGGAGUUCGAGGCCAUGGUUGAGCCUCUUCUGGCCCGUGUCCACGUUCCUCUUGAGCAGGCCCUUGCCGACGCCAAGCUGACCAAGGAUGACAUUGACGUGAUUGAGAUCCUCGGCGGCGGUUCCCGUGUGCCCGCCCUCAAGGAGAGGAUCCAGGAAUUCUUCGGCAAGACCCUGUCCUUCACCCUCAACCAGGACGAGGCCGUCGCCCGUGGUUGCGCUUUCAGCUGCGCCAUUCUGUCCCCCGUCUUCCGUGUCCGUGACUUCACUGUCCAGGACAUCAUGAGCUACCCCGUCGAGUUCGCCUGGGAGAAGGCUGCCGACAUUCCUGACGAGGAGACGAGCCUGACAGUCUUCAACAGGGGCAACGUUCUGCCCUCGACCAAGAUCCUGACUUUCUACCGGAAACAGCCCUUCGAUCUCGAGGCCAGAUACGUCAAGCCCGAGCUGCUGCCCGGCAAGAUCAACCCAUGGAUCGGCCGCUUCUCCGUCAAGGGCGUCCAGGCCGACGGCAAGGACGACUUUAUGAUCUGCAAGCUCAAGGCCCGUGUCAACAUUCACGGUGUCCUCAAUGUCGAGAGCGGCUACUACGUCGAGGACCAGGAGGUCGAGGAGGAGAUCAAGGAGGAGCCCAAGGAUGGCGAGAAGAAGGAUCCUGAUCUAACCAAGACUUUUUCCGAUAAGGCCAUGGAGACGGACAACAAAGAUGACGCGCCCAAGAAGACCCGCAAGGUCAAGAAGCAGGUCCGCAAGGGUGACCUCCCUAUUUCCACCGGCACCGCCUCGCUUCCCGAGUCCACCAAGAUUGCGCUCUUCGAGAAGGAGAACGCCAUGGUCAUGGAGGACAAGCUGGUGGCCGACACGGAGGAGAAGAAGAACGAGCUCGAGACGUACAUCUACGACCUCCGCAACAAGCUCGAUGACCAGUACGCCGAGCUUGCCACUGAGGAGGAGAAGACCAAGAUAAAGGAGAAGCUUGAGGCUAGCGAGGACUGGCUCUACGAUGAGGGCGACGACACGACCAAGGCCGUGUACAUUGCCAAGAUUGACGAGCUCCGCGCCAUGGCCGGACCCAUCAUGCAGCGCCACUUCGAGAAGGUUGAGGCUGAGCGCCAGGCCGUCCAGGCCAAGAUUGAUGCCGAGAAGGAGGCCAAGCGUGCUGCCGAAGAGGAGGCUCGCAAGGCCGAGAAGGCCGCCAACGGCGGCAAGGACGAGGAGAUGACCGACGCUGCGGGCGAGGCGAAACCCGAUGUCGACGAGACUGGCGAGGCCUCCAAGUAA